CCCGUUUGUCAACUUUCAAUCUCACCCACCUCCCCCCGACAAAAUCUCCUCUCUACCCAUUUCUUUCAUCCUGCAACUAUUUUCUUUUUCUUUUUAAAUCACCCAAAAAAAUGGAAUUAUUUCAAAAGGCAAAAGCCGUACGGCUAAGAAGCCACCACCGGAAGUAUCUCUUAGCAGACGACGACGGCGAACACGUAUCACAAGACCGACAAGGCACCGGAAAAAACGCACGUUGGACGGUGGAAUUCGACCAAGAUUACGACAAUGUCAUCAGAUUAAAAUCAUGUUUUGGCCGUUACUUAACUGCAUCCGAGGAUGUUCAUAUAUUGGGUUUAACAGGACAAAAAGUUAUUCAAAGUUUGCCACAAAAACUUGAUUCAUCUGUCAUUUGGGAACCGUCUGUUUUUUUAGAAAAUUCGAAAAUUCGUUUGAAAACAAGAUAUGGGAAUUAUUUAAGAGCAAAUGGUGGGGUCCCACCUUGGAGAAAUUCAAUUACUCAUGAUAUUCCACACAGACAUCAUGAUUGGAUUUUAUGGGAUGUUGAAGUUGUUGAAAUUCGGGUUGAUUCGAAACCAGUUGAUUCCGGGUUAUCGUCGUUGGAUUCGGAUCUUGAUAGUGAAUCUUUUCAUCUUACCUCGGUUCCCAUUUUGGGGAGUGAUAAAGGUUCUGGAUCGUCGAAAAAUGAUGGGAGGAUGAUUUUUUAUAAGUUGGCAGAUGAUGAGGGUGGGGUUGUUGAUGCUGAAGGAUCGUUUUUGUUUAAGGGGAAUAAUGUUGAGGAGUUGACUCAGAAUUUGGAGGAAGAAACGGAAUUGGAGAAUAUAACUGUGUGUUCUAGAAAUCCUUUGAAUGGGAAGCUUUAUCCGCUUAGAUUGGCCUUGCCGCCUAAUAAUACAACUAUGCAUGUUAUUGUGGUGCCAGCAACCUCCAAAGCGGCAAAAGAUUUCUAGUUGGGUGAAUGACAAUUAUGGAUCAUUACUGGGGAGGACAGACUAUCAAUUGCGUGCAUCUAACUCCUAUAUCAAAGCCAAGCAACAAAAAGAAGGAAGCGGUACGAUAUGUAUUAAAUCAAUGAACCAUGAAGAAUUCGAGAGUGAUUCCUAUAUAAAGAGUGAUUCAUUUUAGCAAACUUGGAUCAAAAACUUUUCACCUAAAUUGUUGUAUCAGUAAAGAAGAAAACCUUUUGAUUUUGUUUGAAACUAAUAUCAUACAUCGAGUUAACUUUA
Erigeron canadensis is the source of this 1223-nucleotide messenger RNA. RefSeq lists its product as uncharacterized. Lineage: Eukaryota; Viridiplantae; Streptophyta; Magnoliopsida; Asterales; Asteraceae. The record is from RefSeq and is a predicted model, not a curated record. Bases 111 to 947 code for a protein of 278 amino acids. The transcript has 3 exons.